Messenger RNA from Cladophialophora psammophila CBS 110553, 888 nucleotides. RefSeq lists its product as uncharacterized. NCBI's taxonomy places the organism in Eukaryota, Fungi, Ascomycota, Eurotiomycetes, Chaetothyriales, Herpotrichiellaceae. The transcript is spliced from 4 exons. The coding region runs from base 1 to 888 and encodes 295 amino acids. Gene Ontology annotation, molecular function: oxidoreductase activity. The record is from RefSeq and is a predicted model, not a curated record. Gene Ontology annotation, cellular component: cytosol.
AUGUCCAAAAUUACAAAUGUCCCGGCAGGCUUCAGCUUCGUGCCCACGCGGCACGAUGACACCUACGAAUUCAUCAAUCCGCUCAAGGGAGAGGCUACCAACUUGAGAAUCUUGGUCACAGGGGCUAGUAAAGGCAUUGGGCGCGCAACAGUCAUCUCAUUCGCAAAGUCCGGCGCCUCAGCAAUCGCAUUACUGGCGCGCUCAGACCUCGACAGCGUCGCCCGAGAGGUUAUUGAAGCAGCGAAACAAGCCGGCCGCAAAGAGACGCCCAAGGUGCUUAAGCUGCGAGUCGACACGACGGAUGUCGCUGCCGUGGACAGAGCAAUGAAGACCGUGGAACAGGAGUUCGGCACGCUAGAUGUGGUCAUCAACAACGCUUCGAGGAUGGAGGCGUGGAAACCCAUUCACGAGACGGAUGUGCGAGACUGGUGGUCAACCUGGGAGGUGAACGUCAAGGGCACGUUUCUUGUCAGCCGUGCGGCGCUGCCGCUGCUGUUGAAGGGGAAGGAGAAGACGAUGGUAGUGAUUUCCAGCGCUGGAGGACUGACCACCUCGGCCGGGGGCAGUGCAUACCAAGGCACCAAGACGGCGCAGAUACGAUUCAACGAUUUCCUGAUGAAAGAAUAUGGCGAUCAGGGGUUACUGGCAUACGCAGUCCAUCCCGGUGGCGUGAAAACAGAGGUUGGAACCGCAAUGCCGGAGCACAUGCAUCACCUUCUGGUGGCGGAGCCGGAAUUACCCGCAGACACCCUGGUUUGGUUGACGCGGGAACGGAGAAAUUGGCUCGCCGGGAGAUACGUCAAUGCACCAUGGGAUAUGCAACAGCUUUGGGGUAAAAGGGAUGAGAUAGUCGAGAAGGAUCUGCUGAAGCUGAAACUGCAGGUCUGA